Molecule: messenger RNA, 1390 nt
Organism: Blepharisma stoltei
Lineage: Eukaryota; Ciliophora; Heterotrichea; Heterotrichida; Blepharismidae
Source: the annotation of a GenBank genome assembly
AUGGAUUCUUCCUUUACAGGCAGUUUUGCAUCUGAAGUCGUUGAUGAAGACCUUCCAAUUGAACUCCCAUCAGACCGUGAGCAAUGAAAAAUUGACACACAAUGCACAGUUUGUCAGAUGUCUUUAAACAUUCCUGGAAUUUCACAUUCACAAAAAAAUUGUUGUAUGUUUUGUUAUCGGGGAAUCUGUGCAAAAUGCAUUUCUAAGCAAGCCUUACAUCCAGAAACCUCAAAACUAGAAAAAAUGUGUAUUAUUUGCAGUCAAAAAAUUAUAAUCACAGAUUUUAAUAGUGAAUAUAGAAAAUUCAGGCAGGAAAUAGCUGAAUUGAAAAUAAGAAUUAAUAAAGAAAUAGAUAACCGAGAAUGCUUAUCAAAAGAAAGAAAAACCUUAGAAGAAGAGAUUGAAAAUAAUCAAAGCGAUUAUGAUUUUCAAUUAGAUUUACUAUUACAGAAAAGAAAUAAAGCUACCUCAACUAAAGAAGAUUUAAAAAUAAAGAAAAAAGAAUUAGAAAUAAGGCUCAAAGAUGCAAGAGAAAAGCAAAAAACUGACUUAAAGGUCAUAGAAGAGCUGGAAAAUCAAAAAGACAAAGAAAAACAAAAUUAUGAAAAUAACCGAAACAAACUGUUUGAGAUGAAGAAAAAAUCAGAGGAAUUAGUAGCUUUAAAACUUAAGCUAUUAAGAAAAACUGAACAAUUUUCAGGAAAUUCUUUUAGUAAUUAUGAAGAAAAAUCUAAAAUUCAAGAAGUUAUUGAAGAAUUAGCUAAACAAAAAAGAAACGCUGCAGAGGAAAAUGAUAUGCUUGUUAUAGACUUGAAUCGCACAAUUAACUCUAGCAUGAGAAAAGAAAAAGAAAUUGAAAGGUUAGAAAAAGAAUUAAACGCAAAAAAUGAAUAUACAUAAAAUAGCGAUGAUGUGAUGGUUGCCCAUUAUGUCAGGCAUGUUUUUUGGAACCAAGACUUGCCCAGUAGCAUCUGGUGAUCAAAACGAGGAUCUUAAGCAUAGAACCCCAGUUUUGUGGUCUAAUCCAAUGGGCAGCAACUCGUGACUUCUUUUUGCCUAAUAAACCUGUGCAGAAUUUCGCUCGUGGAAGUUGCGACCUUACAUAUUCAGCAUUAAUCUAAUCUAAAAUGCAAAAAAUGAAAAACCAAUAAAUCCUUUUGAAAACAAAAAUCAAGAUUUAUUGGUGACUGAGGCUGAAGAAGACCAGCAAAAGACAAAAGAUGAAAACUAUGAUGAAGGCCCACAGAUUAUUCUCAAAAUGGACCCUGACAAUUACCUAGAAAAUGUAAAAAAAUCAUUCCAUCAAGUCCAAAAUAAACUUCUUGAAGAUAAAUCUAAAAACCAGAUAAUGGCAGAAAGUCCAAAAUGCAUAAGAUGUGACUUAUUUUAA